Messenger RNA from Megalobrama amblycephala (Wuchang bream), 2192 nucleotides. Its product is annotated as torsin-1A-interacting protein 2. The transcript has 8 exons. Gene Ontology annotation, molecular function: ATPase activator activity. NCBI's taxonomy places the organism in Eukaryota, Metazoa, Chordata, Actinopteri, Cypriniformes, Xenocyprididae. Gene Ontology annotation, cellular component: membrane. Bases 121 to 1773 code for a protein of 550 amino acids. Gene Ontology annotation, biological process: membrane organization. The record is from RefSeq and is a predicted model, not a curated record.
CAGUGAAGUUGUGUUCCGCUGAAGUCGCUCCGACGAAGACCACCAUUAAUGUUCCGCCUUCCGGUUUCAGCUGCAUAGGAAAAGAAAAAAGUUUGUCAGAAACUGCGAUAUAUAAAGCAAAUGGAUUCGGGUGAUUCUAAAGAAAAUGGAUCUACAACGAGGAGGAGAAGCACCAGACAUGCACCUAGGCCAGCUUUAUACAGUGCUGAUCUUAAACCCAGACCCCCACUAAAAAGAUCCCGGAAUAUGAGGGAAGAUGAUGAGGCAUCCAGAGCUGUCAAUGGAUCCAAGGAGUCCGAAGAGUCCAAGAACCACGAGAAGGAGGAUGAUGAUGAAACCCCUGUUAAGAUGCAAAAGCUUGGCGAGACAGAGAAAGCAAGUGAUACAAAUGAGAGCGGUGAUGGAUUUAAACACGCAGAUGUGGAGAUGGGUGAGGAUGAAGACCAGGAUCAAGAUAUGAACUCCGAUGAGGAGGAUGGGGAGGACUGUGAGCCUAGUUUAAAAGUGGAUUCCUCAGCCCAGUCUGGGACAGUAGAAAAGCAUCCUGCCUGUGCAUGGGGAGAAAAUCUGAAACAUGAGGGGAGACCAAACCAAACCCUGGGCAACCAAAUGCCCAUUCGUCAAAUAACUAUGGAUGCUAAGAUCCACAAAACUAAAACUGGAACAGAAAAUUUCAGACCAAACACAACAUCUUUAGAUCCCGCUAGUUUGCGGACUGUACCACUGGAAAUCCUACAAGAUGCUUCAAGAAUGAGAAAUAAGAAUAGCCUGAAUCAGAAUCUCAUUACAGAGAAAGACAAAAAUGCCCCUUGUCCUGGGAACUGGAACAGAUGCCCACCUAAACCCCCGAUGAUCAACGUCUACCAAACAUUUAAACGUCCCAUUGCAAAUCAAACCGCUCAACACAAAAAAAUGGAACUGAAGAAUUUGCAGAAACCAGUCAUCUCAAAAACAAGUCCAGUCUCUUCCUCUCGAGGCUGGUUGUGGUACAUGUGCAAGAUUCUUCUGCGGUUUCUGAUACUGGCAGGAUUGCUGAUUGCUUUGGGCUUUUUAGCCUAUAAGAUAUUUCUAUGGUCAUAUUUGCCUCAAACUGACAGGUCCCAUUCUGAAACAAAGGAGAAAUUUGAUCUGGAAUUAACUGCUUUAAAGAAACGUUUCCCCGGUCAACAUAAAGAGUUCUGGAUUAGGAGUGGGAAACAUCUUAAGAGUCACCUGGGCACAAUCAAUCCCACUGAACCGGUCAGCGUAAUUCUGACUGCUGGCCUUCAGGCUGAAAGGACGUUGAGCUGCCUUGCUCAAGACUUAGCCAUGGCGUACUCCAAAUUCCGUAACGCUUCAAUCUUAGAAAUCGAUGGGACCACCAAAAGCGCAAAAGACAGUGAUCAGGUCAAGCUGGAGAUAGAUGAGGCGCUGAAGGAAGCUUUUGAAGGUGAUAAACCUGCAGCUGUUGUGCACCGUUUUGAGGAGCUCCCUCCUGGAUCUACUCUCAUUUUCUAUCGUUACUGUGACCACGAGAAUGCAGCUUACAAAAAGGUUUUCCUUGUCUUCACUGUGAUGCUUUCGGUGAAUGCCAUAGACCAAGAUGCCAAUCUGAGUGUAGUGGAGGACAUGGUGUAUGACCACAUAAAGCAGAAGUUUGUCUCCUCAGAUACAUCUGCUAAGUUUAAUCAAAUGGACGUGGAUAAACUGAGUGGAUUGUGGAGCAGAAUUUCUCACGUCAUCCUGCCGGUGGCUCCAGUGGAGAAAAUUGAACAGCAGGGAUGUAGGGACUAAUCUUCACAGAAAAUCAUAAGAUUGAAUCACUGUAUUGGGCUGGAUAUGUAAUUUUGUAGAGUUUUGAGUCCAAGGACCAUAUAAAUGUACAUAGAUGUUUAUUCCAAAGAGGUUUUUAAAAAUGUGUUUGUUUAUAAAUAUUUUAUACAAAUGGCUUUGUAUUUGACUCAAUUUUGGUUUUGUUUUCUUAGAUAAUAUGUGUGUGAAGGCAGACACUUGAUCAUAAUAAUAAUCCAACAGCAUUUGGCUUACAGUUGUACAUUUCUUCCCAAGGCCAAGUGCGGUAAUAAAUGAAGUUUUGCACUGAUUUUUGAAGUUAAGCUCUGAAACUAAACUCUUUUUAUCAAUCAAAAUGUAGUUUGGGCUCAUUUAUUUGCUUGAAUAAGUUUUAUAAUAAUUAAAAGUCAGUCUAUAUUUGU